Molecule: messenger RNA, 872 nt
Organism: Anolis sagrei ordinatus
Lineage: Eukaryota; Metazoa; Chordata; Lepidosauria; Squamata; Anolidae
Source: RefSeq, a predicted model, not a curated record
UCCCUUUGCAGACAGGCUUUCUAUGGGUUAAGCUGAGUGAGGUGGAUUCCUAGAGAGAAAGGAAACGACCAGGGGACAAAUGUGCCUCUUGCAUCCAAGGUCCAGCCCUUUCCGUCCAUGUGAAGAGGUCAGGUCCUCCCCCUCCAGCUGUUUCUCAUUGAUUCAAGCUAGUGUUGCCUUCUUUCCCAGAAGGAAGAGCAAUUUUGGAGAGUGAGCGUGAUGCUCGUACAUCUCUCGGUCAAGAGAAAGCAUUAAUCAGGCUGAAAGAGAAAAAGUUGCAAGAGCAGAAGGGGAGAAUCCCACCAAAGGGGACAUGGCUCUUGUAGCUCUGCUGGAACUUGCCUGGAAGAACAGAUCGCAGGAGGAAAAGCAAGACCUCUGCAUCCCCUGGUCAAAGGAUGAUGACUCUCCUGCCAUUCAGGCUGGGAGUGGAGGACCGCUUUUGGGAAAUACGUUACCAGGGAAUGCACUGAGUUCAGAGACAGAGCGCCAGAGCUUCAGGCAGUUCACCUACAAGGAGACUUCGGGGCCUCGAGAGGCCUGCAGCUGCCUCCACUCUCUGUGCCGCCUGUGGCUGAAGCCCGAGCGACACUCCAAGGCAGAGAUGCUGGACCUGGUGAUCCUGGAGCAGUUCCUGGCCAUCCUUCCUGCGGAGAUGGAGCGCUGGGUGAGGGAAUGUGGGGCAGAGACCAGCUCCCAGGCCGUGGCCUUGGCUGAAGGAUUCCUCCUGAGUGAAGCAGAAGAGAAGACACUGGAGGAAAAGCAGGUGAGAGAAUUUAAUCUCAAUACUUUCAAAGAAGCAGGGAUGAUUAUGAUGAAGAGAGUCAAACUCUAAAUCUCCCAACCAACCUUCUUCUGGGUUGUUGUGAGGU